This is a messenger RNA of Terrapene triunguis (Three-toed box turtle), 871 nucleotides long. RefSeq names its product non-receptor tyrosine-protein kinase TNK1-like. NCBI's taxonomy places the organism in Eukaryota, Metazoa, Chordata, Testudines, Emydidae. The record is from RefSeq and is a predicted model, not a curated record. Gene Ontology annotation, molecular function: protein binding. The transcript is spliced from 4 exons. The annotation marks the transcript as partial.
GCCGCAGGGGAAGCCCCGGGACCCUAAAGAGCCCGGCGGGAUCAAGCCGGGGAGCCAGCAGCUUCUCCGGCUGACGCGUCUCUCUAAGAGUCUGGACUCAGUGUCGGAUUUCAGCGUCCUUCGGGCGAAACCCACGCGUCCGGGUGACAAUCUUGCCUUCCUGCCUCGUCACGUCGGCCACCCACCGUCUCGCCUGCCGGGGGAAAUGGGGCUGCGGCCCCUGGAGACACCCCCGAAGUCACGGCCUGCCCCUCGGCCCUGCCUACCCCGCAGGAUCGAUGCUCCACUCCAGCAACCUGGGGCCAGGGACAGGAGGGAGGCAGGGGGCACCAGGGCCUCUGGGGGGGCCCACAGGGCUGCAGUGGGGGUCAUGGGGCCCCCAUGUGGGGGGCAGAACGGCAACAGUGACAUGGAGUGGAAAAUCAAAGAGGUGGAGGAGAAGGUCCAUGGGGUGACGGUGGAGGAGUGUCGCGAGGCGCUGAGGCUGCACGGCUGGGAUACCCAGAGAGCCAUCGAGACGCUGAAGGUUGACCAGCUGUUCCACAUCAGCCCACACUCCCGGGUCGAGUGCCGGCGCAUCCUGGAGAAGCAUCGCUGGAACCUGGCCAUGGCCUCGCGCUACGUCCUGAGCCGUGGCCUCCGGGCCUGAAGGGGGCAACGUCCCGCCCACCCCAGCAGGGCCCAGUGACGGCCUCUGCUUCCCGCCUCCGCCUGGCCUCGACCUUCCGGCCUCCCAGAGCUGGGGAGAGAACCCAGGAGUCCUGGCUCCCAACCCCCCCUGCUCUAACCCACCAGCCCCCACUCCCCUCCCAGAGCUGGGGAGAGAACCCAGGAGUCCUGGCUCCCAACCUCCCUUGCUCCAACGCACCAA